GAUGAUUUGAGAGUAGAUGAUUUGCUCGAGGUCCAAGAAGCGAUCUGGGAUGCCAGGCCCAAGUGGAAGAACAUUGGCUUGGGACUCAAGAUUAGGCAGCCAGAUAUUGAAGUUAUCACCGUUAACAACGGUAAUAAUAUUGAUGAUAAAUUUCAACGUAUGAUUCUCAAAUGGCUUGAAAAUGGCAAAAAUUGUACAUGGGGUGUCUUGUGCGAAGUUUUGUCACUCCGCUCGGUCGGACAUGAUAACCUGGCCACAGAAAUAAAACGGAAGAAAUGCGUUGACCGAAGCGGUCCUCUUCCGCACGGGAAUGUGCCACCGCAAGCCGAUGCGGGGAAUCAGAGUUUGCCUACAACUCUCCAUAGUGAAGCAGCUUGUCCCACAACACCCUCAGGCCCACUUGAUAACCCAUCUCAUGACCAUCAGGGAGGGGACGAAACCAAAACUUUAGUGGGCACCGAUCACACUAUUGUAAACAGCCAACAGAAAUUUGCAGUAGCCCCAAAAGCAGCAUUGCGUGGACCAGAAAUCCAUGCAACGCCCUCUAGUUUUAGAGAAUAUGAGUCUGAGAGCCAUGAUAGAUUGGCUGAUCCAGGUUUCCAGGGAAACAGGAAGGGUCAUGAGACCCAAGCAGCUUGUGCUAGUACAAUGCCCCUGCUAGCAGUGCAAAAUUCCAUAGUUGCACAAACACAAUGCAUACCCCCAAGAGAAUUUGUAAGUGAAACAAACACCCCCAUGCCUAUGACAUCACCAGCAACAUUACAACAGAAACCAUUGAGCAAUCCCGAAGAAUCCAAAGCAGCAUUCUCCACAGAGCUUAGUUUACAAAAUGGUAUCAGGUUAAGAGGGUACCAGGAGGAACUGGCUGGUCCAGGUCUCCAGGGAGAGAAUUACAUAUUUGUAGCUCCAACCGGGACAGGGAAAACUCUAGUUGCUGGCUACGUCAUCAUGCACCACCUGAACAAGAUGCUGAAAGAAGGUAGAAGGAGAAAAGUUGCAUUUGUGACUCCAACGCGACAACUAACAUUCCAACAGAAGAAAAUGCUUCGAGAAUACAUCCCGGGCAUGACGAGAGUACUUGUAAUUACAGGGGCAAGUUGUCAACCAAUGCAUCCGCUAGUUCAGGGUGAUGAAGUUGAUGUUAUUGUGUGCACAGCUGGAAAGCUACGGAGAGAGCUCAAAACAAAAGCCAUCGAAAUUACCGACUUUUCCCUCAUUGUUGCUGACGAAUGCCAUCACGCUGGCCGCCCCUCCAAUUACUGUGACAUCAUGGAAUUUUACAUUAGGUCAAAGCUUGCAAUGCCAGCAUCCACCUUACCACCACUCUUUGGUGGCAGGCCACUUCCUCAAAUUGUAGGCUUGACUGCUUCUCCUGGGGCAGGGAGAGGGAAAUCUAACAUUGUCACCGUCAUAGAACACCAACUCUCCCUAUGUGCAAAUAUGGAUGCCACAUCUGGUAUUGUUACCGUUCAAAGAAAUGCUGCUGAGCUUGAAGAACAUCGAAAUUCUCCAAGGAAAUAUCUUGAAGUUGGCGAUGAGCGAAGUCCAAAUGAUCGGUUCAUUCUGCAUGUUAACUCCGCUAUGGAAACACUCGAGCAUUACAUGGGCAACAAUCCUUGCCUUGCACGGGGCUCAUCAGGAUACGGCACAUGGCUACAAAAGGAGAAAGAAGCAGCAGAGAACAGGGAGGAAGAUGAAAGGAAAAGGAUUUCAGUUCUCGAUAGACUGAGUGUCUACUCCCAAUGCCUCAUGACCUACAGUGAUUUCCGACAUGAAGAUGCAGUGUCAGUGCUUGAAGAAGUCGAGGAAUUCAGAGAUCAAACUGAUUUUGAACAUUUCCUCUUCGGCGUUCACACGGACUUGAUGGAAAAACUGUCUCGUUUACCCAAGACCCCAAACCCAUUACUGGAGCACAUGGAAACCAUUCUCCGUGAUCAGUUUGCUAGGUGUCCCCAAUCAAAAGGAAUCUUCUUUGUUCAAUCAAUCAAACACACGAGAUACGUCACAAAUUGGAUCAAGAGCUCUCCCACUCUCUCCCCCACUAUCCAAGCUACUCGUGUCACUGGCUACCAUCGUGAAGGAGGAAUGGAAAAAUCUGAGCAGCUUCGAGUUCUAGAGGGGUUCCGCCGAGGCAAAUGCAAUCUCCUGGCUUCUACCUCAGUUCUGGAGGAAGGACUAGACGUUCCAGAGUGCAACUUUGUCGUCCGCUAUAAUAAUGUGUCCAACGAGAUUGCUCAGGUUCAGGCAAAGGGAAGGGCAAGGGCACAGGAUAGCAGAAUGUACACCGUAGUCUCCACCAACUCAAACAAGGACUACCAGUACCUGGUCGCGGAAGAAAAGCAGCGUCUGGUUGAAGCUUCUCUCGCCACGCUGAAAGAUCAGCCGUUAAAAGAUGUUAUUCCUCCAAAACAGAAGUCUUUCAUUCAAGAGAGAGAUCGUAAAGCGCACCUACUGCAGUCCCUCAGGAGCAAGUGGCCAGACUCAGAAAAAGUAGAAGUUCGCUGCAAGAAAUGCAAUGUCCUCGCCUGCAGAGGUUCCGAUGUGUUUGCCUACACUCUCAGUGGAGAUGAAAACCCUCACCAUGUGGUGCCUAGUAAAGCCUUCAGCAACAUGUAUGACAAGAAGGAGCACGACAAGCCAGACGCCUCAUACAAUUUCGUUAAGCCCUACAGGAUAUACUGUCGCUCGCCCAACUGCAGGAGCCAAUGGGGGGUAAUCGCACUGUGGGGAAAUACAGGAUACAAGUUUCCAGUUUUGAAGUGCGAGAGCUUUCUCUUCAAGUAUGGCGAGUUCACUAAGAGGUUCAAGAAGUGGAAGGACAUUUGGUUUGGAGUCCAGAGUAUCCAGGAUUGGGCUGAGUUUGAAGAUGAUGUCACUCAGAAUCCAUAAAACCUUUUGUGUGCUGUUUAUUUAACAUUUGUUGAAGCAAUACUUUUUUC
This is a messenger RNA of Geodia barretti, 2939 nucleotides long. The record is from the annotation of a GenBank genome assembly. NCBI's taxonomy places the organism in Eukaryota, Metazoa, Porifera, Demospongiae, Tetractinellida, Geodiidae.